AUGGCGCUCAAGUUCCUGAACAAGAAGGGGUGGCACACGGGAUCCCUCCGCAACAUCGAGCGGGUAUGGAAGGCGGAGCAGGCGGAGGAGGCGGAGCGCCGCAAGACGGAGGAGCUCAAGAAGCAGGUCGCCGCCGAGAAGGAGAAGGCCGAGUUCCGGGCCAUGCAGGAGCGCGCCGGCCUCAGGCCGGCGCAGGAGAGGCUCGACUUCCUCUACGAGUCGGGGUUGGCCGUCGGCAAGAGCUCCGAAGGGUUCCAGGCGCUGCAGCAAUCUGCACCGGGGGCAGCUGCUGCGUCCACUUCUGCACAGGCGAGUGCGGCUGAUUCUUCCAAGGUUGAAGCUGAGAAAAAGCAAAAAGAAGAGAAGAAAGAGAAGAAAAAGCACAAGAAGCAUCGCCACCAUAAGUCAAAGAGUAAGAGGCAUCACUCAGAUGAGAAUUCGGAUUCAGAUGAAAUAAGUGAUGGCAAGGAUGAGAGAAGGAAGAGGGCUCAUUCUUCUCUUGACCAUAAGAAAGAAGAGAACAGGUCCAGGCAUAAGAAGCAGCACAGAGAAGAUUCAUCAGAUUCAGACAAUGAUGAACCACAGAGAAGAAAGCACAAUGUAUCAGAAGACGAUGAACCGAGGAGAAGACAGCGUGACGAGGAUGAACCAAGGAGAAGACGGCAGGACGAUGGUGAAUCAAGGAGACUGCAGGACGACGAUGAACAAAGGAGAAGACGGCAGGACGACAGUGAACCUAGGGGAAGACGGCAGGACGACGGUGAACCAAGGAGUAGACGGCAGGACAACGAUGAACCAAGGAGAAGACGGCAGGACGACGAUGAACCAAGGGGAAGACGGCAAGACGAUGAUGAACCAAGAGGAAGACGGCAGGAUGAUGAGAAACCAAGGGAAAGAAGCUACGUUGACCGUCCAAGAUAUGAUCGCUCUGAUGCUGAUGAUAGGAAAAGGAGGCAUCAUUCACCUCCAAACCGCCAUCAUGCAAACUCAAAGCAUGAUGGUCCAGACUCUAGGCCCAAAAGAGUGGAUGAUGGCCACAAAACUGGGAAUUCCACUUCUGAACACCGUUCCCGCUCUGAACAAGGCUCUGGCGAGCUGAUGAGGCAAGAAAGCGGACAUGGCAGGAACAAUGGUCCGUCAUUCAACCGUCGACGGGGUGGUGUCCACCAUAUGUCAGAAGAGGAGAGGUUAGCUCGGCUGCGCCAGAUGGAGGCUGAUGCUGAGGUCCAUGAGGAGCAGAGGUGGAAGAGGCUCAAGAAAGCUGUUGACGACGAUGCUAAAGAGGCAGCAACUGUGAAUGCGAACCAGUUCAAAGGGAAGAACUUCUUGGAAGAUGAAAAGAAGAGCAUAUUUGGAACAGAUAAGGGUGGCAGUGCCACAAUUGAAGAGAGCAUCAGGCGCCGCGCUUUUUACUCGCAGGGUGGCCGUGAUGCCGAGGGCAAUGCCUUCAGGCGGUGA
This is a messenger RNA of Miscanthus lutarioriparius, 1458 nucleotides long. The record is from the annotation of a GenBank genome assembly. Lineage: Eukaryota; Viridiplantae; Streptophyta; Magnoliopsida; Poales; Poaceae.